Messenger RNA from Neurospora tetrasperma FGSC 2508, 1233 nucleotides. RefSeq lists its product as uncharacterized. The transcript has a single exon. Bases 231 to 500 code for a protein of 89 amino acids. The record is from RefSeq and is a predicted model, not a curated record. NCBI's taxonomy places the organism in Eukaryota, Fungi, Ascomycota, Sordariomycetes, Sordariales, Sordariaceae.
CUUCAUCCAGCUAAGACUUCUCCAACACAAUCAACUGUUUCCUAGGUCAUCUUUCCUAGCGUCAUUCUCCUUACCGUUUAAGCCUUUUUUCGCGUCAAGCUAUCCACAACACUUUUCCAAGACAUCCAUCCGGCAACCAAAAGCUUAGCUGCUCAACGCCAACGCAAAAAAGCACACCACCUUAUUUGCCAACAACCACAACAACCACAAUAACAAACCCCCAAACAGAAAUGUCGGCUGCUGCCCAGAACUCUGCCUACUCCAUCACAAUGUCUCCUCCUCCCUUCGACCUGGGCUCCUACUCCCGCUCCAUGCAUCAGCAUACCAAGCGCCAGAUGGAGGCCGCUUCCCAGACAAACCUGCCCAGAUCAUCGGGGUCGCCUUCCAACAACCAGAACUCCAACGGCCAGAGCCAAUCGAACGCCACACCAAGUCUACCCAACGGCGUCUCGGGUACUACUCGCUCGAGGAACUCCAGCGAGUACAGCUAUCAAUCGUGAGAGCUGCUCCGAGAGUGUGUAAGGAUGGGAUGGACUGGUUGAUUGAGUACACACACUCCUACUCUUGACUACCACCCAACCCGCGCCCACAAUCAGGCCUUGCUUCUUUGGUCAUCUGGGGGGAAAAAAAAGGAUGACAUCAAUGCUCCUAGAGAACAACGUCAGAGCGUCUCGCUGCAGUGUAUCACUGCAUGCCGGAAAAGAGCAAGGUGUGCAUGCGACAGGCAGGACACGACGAGGACCGUACAUGAUGCAUGAUUUCUCCAACAGGAGUGGAACUCGUCAUGUUUCUCGCGGCCUGGUCCAUUUGACCCAAAAAAUGUUCCAUAUCGCAUGCAACCCUAUCAAGGUGUCGGGCUAAGGUGUCGGGUUUCAGUGGUGGUGGUUGUCUACUUCUGAUCUUUCGUCAUGUAAUUCGGGUUAUCGAUUGAGGGGAGUUUAUUCUCCUUUGCAUAUUGGUGGCUUUGAAGAACUGGCGAGUUUUGUGUUUUUUUACGAAUAUUCUCUCUUUCUGUUGAACUGGCAAGGCGUUUCGUGGGAGACGGAAAGGUUUUCUUUUUUCUCGUUGUGGGUUCCCAGGGAAUAUAUCUAGAAGGGAAAGCGAAGUUGUUAUCAUACGGUAUACGGAGCUUGUUUCUGGGCCAUGAGAUUCGGGAUCUGGCAGAGGAAACUCUUUUGGGGAUUGUACAUAAUAGUCGUCAGAUUUCCCGGAAUGAUUGAUGAUUAUACCCAU